UACUACUACUACUACGUCACGUCAGUCUUGUCCCUUCGGCCAUUACUCCUCAGUGGUGCUACUGCAAAUCGUCUUUAUAGUGCUCAACUGCUCGAGGUGGUAUAGAAAAUUGCUGGCAUAACCUUCCAGGAAGAUUAUAAGCAUUUCUGGAGAUUUUUGCAAGAAUUUAAGACGAAAGGUUUGGGUACUGUAUGAAGUGUAGAGUCUCCUUUUGUUAUGUAGCACAUCAAAAGCUAUGGUAACUACACUUUCCUGAAUUAGAAAAAUUUAAGCAAAAUCUGGAAAAUCUCUCGUCGGAAGAGAUACUACUGUUCAUAUGAGAAAGGAGCCAUUUGUAUGAAAUAUUGGAAAUUAGUUUUGUUAGCAACACCACCCCAGAACUUGAAUGUCAGUUCACACUGGAGGGAGGCAUUUCAGAUCCUGUGAAUGUGGCAAAGAAUCUCCCCAGAAACAAAUUCUCUUGAAGCAUAUUAAAACUCACCAUGAAAAGAAUCCCUAGAAGUGUGAGAACUUUUUCUCAGAAAACUCAGGUUCCUAGCAGUCAUACGAGGGCUCACAUUGUGGGGAAUCCACUCAAGUGUAAAUGCUGUGGGAAAGAAUUUUCUCGGAAAGCUCAUCUUGAAAGUCAUAUGAGGAUUCACACUGAAGAGAAGCCUUUUAAAUGUAGUGACUGUGGGAAAGCAUUUUCUCAUAAAAAUUAUCUUAACAUUCAUAUGAGGGUUCACACUAGAGAGAAGCCAUUUAAAUGUAAUUACUGUGGGAAAGCAUUUUCUCAUAGGAGUAUUAUUUACAAUCAUAUGAGGGUUCACACUAGAGAGAAGCCAUUUAAAUGUAAAGACUGCGGCAAAGCUUUUUCUCAGAAAAUUAAUCUUGAAUAUCAUAUGAGUGUUCACACUGGAGUGAAGCCAUUGAAAUGUAAUGACUGUGGGAAAGCAUUUUCUCAUAAAAGUUUUCUUAAAAUUCAUAUGAGGGUUCACACUGGAGAGAAGCCAUUUAAAUGUAAUGACUGUGGGAAAGCAUUUUCUCAGAGGAGUAUUGUUUACAAUCAUAUGAGAGUUCACACCAAAGAGAAACCAUUUAAAUGUAAUGACUGUGGAAAAGCAUUCUCUCAAAAAGGUCAUCUUGUCAGUCACAUGAAGGUUCACACUGGAGAGAAUCCAGUUACACAUAAUGAUUGUGAAUCUCAAGCUGGUGAUGUGAUGAAGAAGAAACAUUCCAUCACUUUAGAGCAGAAAAUGAAAAUUAUCAACCUGCAUGCUGCCGGAAAGGCAGUCGCAACCAUAGCACGUGACGAGCAUCUGUUGCAGUCAACGGUAUCCACCAUCAUAAAGAAGAACAGAUCAAGGCCUUUGGAAGAAAUGGAGCAGUUACUGGUUGCAUGGAUGGAGGACCAGAUACAAAACUGUAUUCCACUCAGCCUCUCCACCAUUCAAAGAAAGGCGCACUUGUUUUUCAAAGAAAUAAAGAAAAACUAUGAUGAUACCUACAUCAAAGUCUUUUCAGCAAGUCAUGGCUGGUUUCAGCGUUUCAAAACCCGCCAUAAUUUUCAUAAUGUGGAAAUUAGUAGUGAAGCAGCAGGCACUGAUGUUGGAGGAGCUGCUAAAAUUAAGGAUGAUUUACAUAACAUCAUCAAUGAUGAAGGGUACGUGCCGGGUCAAAUCUUCAGUGUCGACAAAACGGGGCUGUAUUGGAAGCAGAUGGCUGAACAGUCAUUUGGCCAAAGAUUAGAUUUAAACUUUGAAGGGGAAGAUAUCCAAGAGCAUAUAGAGGUACAAGAUGAAGAGCCAACGCCAGAAGAUUUAAUUGAGCUUGGAGAAGAGAGGAAAAAAGCAGAAGAGGAAGAAGAAAUUAAAGAGGAGCCAGAGCAAAAGUUUACGACAAAUACAUUGGGAGAGGCAUUUGCCUCAAUUGAACAUGGUAUGAAACUGUUUAGUAAAAUGGAUGUGAAUUCGGAAAGAUUUGCUAAAGUUGAGAGAGGGCUUCAAGAUGUUCUUGCACAUUACAGAGUCAUUUAUGAAGAACAGAAAAAAUUUCCUGUGCAAGUUACAGGUGAUGGUUUCCUUAAGACGACUCUAGUACCAUCCCCUUCUACAUCUGAGCAUCAACCCUCUACAUCUCGAGAAAUAACAGCUGAAAAUGAGCAAAUUGAUGAACCUGCUGCUUUAUCAUGGUCAUCCUCCUCUUCUGAUAUUUACUAGUUCAACGUAGCCAUCGACAGCCUGCACUGAUCAAGUACGCCAACGACAGAUUGAAUCUUGCUUAACUCUUAGUGGACGGACAUGCUAACAUGAGUGGCAAAAACAGGUUAUGGGUGGACAACAGUGUGACCCAUGAGUGCUGAACGUGACAUGAAAAUGUGAAGUCUUCAAGAGAUGGUGUCAUAUGGAUACUGAAAUCACAAAUCUUAUUUAUUUAAUUUAAUCAGGGAAAGGAGACACCUACAGUGUCAUCAUUUUUUUGUUUCUGAAGCAGAGAAUUCCACAAGUGCCUGUAGGUCUAUGUGACGUCAUGCCAGCCUUUGUGAAGCAGAGCCUUACAUGGGACAGUAGGCCUGCAUGACCUUAUGCCUGCCUUUCUGUGAAGCUGAGAAUUACACAUCAGUACCAGAAGGCCUAUAUGAUGUUAUGGUAGCCUGUUUGUGGAAGCCAAGGAUGAACUCUGUGACAGUAGGUCUAUAUGAUGUCCUGCCAGCCAUUUGUAUGAAGCUGAGAAUUACACAUCAAUAACAGUAGGCCUAUUUGAUACCAUGCCCAUUCUCUUCUGUGAAGCUGGGAAUCACACCAGUUCCAGAAGACCUAUAUGACGUCAUGCCAGCCUCCACGUGAAGCCGAGAAUGACAUCGGUGCCAGUAGGCGUAUGACAUGUUAUACUAGCCACUUUGAUGACACUUUCAGGGAACAACAGGUGGUGGUUUUAGGAUGAAGAAGAAAUAUUAUUUAGUAUCA
This is a messenger RNA of Macrobrachium nipponense, 2945 nucleotides long. Its product is annotated as zinc finger and SCAN domain-containing protein 12-like. The record is from RefSeq and is a predicted model, not a curated record. Bases 483 to 2198 code for a protein of 571 amino acids. Gene Ontology annotation, molecular function: DNA-binding transcription factor activity, RNA polymerase II-specific; RNA polymerase II cis-regulatory region sequence-specific DNA binding. The transcript has 6 exons. Lineage: Eukaryota; Metazoa; Arthropoda; Malacostraca; Decapoda; Palaemonidae. Gene Ontology annotation, biological process: regulation of transcription by RNA polymerase II.